This is a messenger RNA of Besnoitia besnoiti, 1563 nucleotides long. RefSeq lists its product as uncharacterized. The record is from RefSeq and is a predicted model, not a curated record. Bases 1 to 1563 code for a protein of 520 amino acids. Lineage: Eukaryota; Apicomplexa; Conoidasida; Eucoccidiorida; Sarcocystidae. The transcript has a single exon.
AUGAUGUCCAGCGUCCAUCGAGAACCUCGUGGCGCUUCGGCCGCGAAAACGGCGGCGUCCCUCUACAAGGAACAGCUUGGCUUUUUUCGAAAAGGUGUCGCCUCUACAGACGACAUCCAUGCCAUCAAGCAGCUGAAUUUGCGCCUGCUGGACGCAGUGGAGGACUCUAAGUUCAAGCUGCGGCACAACGAGCUGAAGGCUCAUCUGGAGAACACGCUGGCGGCAAUUAACCGUCUGGAGGGCAACGCGUUUGUCAAAACUGCGUCCUCCUCCCCGGCGGUGUGCCGCGCCAGCAGCGACUGUCGAAGUUUUCGAAAAUCGCCUCACCGAGCUCACCAGACUCCUCGCGUCGCGAGACGUGCAAGCGGCUCCCCGCCGUCGCACCGCGCCUGCGAUGAACGGCAUGCGACCGGCAUUGCCAUUCCUCCGCCGCCGAUCUGUCCACGAGGGCCUCCUGUCUUCGCUCCCGUCCAGCAGCAGCGCCCGGGCGACAGCUUGCAGAAUUCGCCAGACAGCCCGCCGGCCCCCCUCUCACUGCCCUGGCUGUCCGCGCAUCAGUGUCUUCAUCCCCCGCCUCCGUUCUAUGGCCAAGCACGCACGCCUCUGCCUAACAAUGCUCACCCUACCCCGCCCGCUCUCUGCGGCCGGCUGAACUCUUCUGUUUCGCCAGAGGCAGACGCCUACCCCCUGCGCCUGCGCCACAGUGGCUGUCCUGCCUGUUGCUGCUCGGAGGAAGCCGCUGCGAAUUCUGAAAAGUGCCGACAGUUGGCGCUGCAGCUGAGUCACGCUCAAGAGGAGCGCGCACGCCUAGUCUCCCACCUUUCGCAAGCUCAGCGAGAAAACGAAGACAUUCGUGCGGUCUACGAAGCCAAGCUCCACGAGGUGCGUGUGCAGCUGGAGUCCUGCAGGAGCGCCGAGCUGCCGGAGCUCGAGGCCGUGCUCGCCCACGCGGAGUCCCUAGCUGAGCACGUCGAACAAAUGCGCAGAGACAGCUACACCUGGUCUGCGUGCGCGCGCGAGCUUCUUCAGCAUCUGCAAAGUGUACGCGCGCGUAGCCGGUGUCCACGCCGCACAGACGCUUGGGAUCCUCGCUACACAAGCACGCGAGACUCAGGAAGCUGCUUCGAGUCUCACACGGAAACGCCUUGCACGCCUUUCGCCGCAGGCAGAGCUUCGACGCCGCCCUCCUGCCGCAGAACCCCGCGCUCGCCGCCCUGCUGUGAGCAUCCCGCCGCGGCCGCCGGCGCUCCCUCGCCCAAACAUGGCGCGUCAGGGCCCGCAGGGCGACCUGAGCGGCGCGAGGGUCCAGCCAGCCCCGGUGCGCGACUGUGGGGCAGACGAAACCCGCGUGGGACGGAGGGAGAGACGGAAAACCGAGCAGCGUCGCCGUGCUGCUCGGUGACUCUGGACGCUGCCGAAGUGGAGGCGGUGCGCGCCAGAGCUGGGUGCGCCGGGCCUAUCCUUUUAGUGCGCGACGUCGAACCGCAGCUGCGGGAAAGCGACUGCGAUGGCCCCCGGCGCAGGGUUCUCCGCGACCCACAGAUCUUUGAUUAUGUCACGUGA